Molecule: messenger RNA, 1353 nt
Organism: Ornithodoros turicata
Lineage: Eukaryota; Metazoa; Arthropoda; Arachnida; Ixodida; Argasidae
Exons: 2
Coding region: 43-780 (245 amino acids)
Source: RefSeq, a predicted model, not a curated record
CAGGAUGUCUCGUUGAGGUGUGAACGAUCUUCCAAGUCCGCUAUGAAGACUCAUUUAAAACGCGGCACUCACAAUAUUCGUUCGGAAGAGGAGGCUCAAGAGAGAAACUCUACUAUGGCAGCUUGGUGGACGAUUCUGCUGACAGCGUUUCUUCUGGAGAAGACGUCGGCCCAAGGAAUUCUAAGCGACGAUGAAGCUGCGUACUACAAGAAGACCAGCUACAAGCCUCAGGACGGCAUCACAAAGACGUUGCGGAGUGAGCUGCCCGAUCACGAGUUUAUUCGAGUCGCCAUAAAAGUGCCCAUCAACGAGACCAUACGGGGAGACAGGCUCCAGCAAGGAACGGUAGCAAUCAAGAAAGGUGUCCUGGCGGGCCUCAGCGAGGUCACUCAACGGACAACCACCCAGACGAGAGGAGGGCGCCCGAUCACGGUCAUCUACCUGCAGUGGGGCAAAGUUACCGGCACCUUCCCCUUUCAAGCGGUCGUAAACGGCUUGCGAUUCCUUGGAAUGAUUCGCGUGCGGUUCAACCCCGUCCAGGCAACCGCCGUGCUUAAGGACGGUUCCUUGGUGGAGUUCAAGCCGCCGAUAUUGAGGAACGGCCUCUCGGUGUCCGGGUCUCCGGCGCAGAGCGCCUUCCCUCGCGCGUAUGAAAGUGUUACGGAGCUUGUGAAAGAAGCCAGUAGGUCUACGCUGUCGAAGUUCAUCGAUACUACGGCCAAGAAUGCACUAUGGACAGCGAUCAGGUUGACGGAGAACGAGAUUCCCUUGUGGGAUUAGAGGUGCGCGGGCUCUGGGGGCCGCGAUUUACACGUGCCAACUCUCAGGGAUUGCAGGUGCUCUAUAUAGCUAGGGUUCCGUGUUUUCGGUUUUAAUCGAAAAACACCGAAUACAGAGGGACAUUCCAGGAGCGGUGAGAGAGAUGAAUCGCUGCACAUGCCCAGCAAGUGGUCGAUGCAGAUUAAAAAAAAAAAACAUACAGAAAUACGAUGGUUGUGAAAAAUGUCCGUUUACUUUUUCGUUAGCCGUAAAACGCCGCCGCAGCGAACAACGCCAUUUUGAAUGAGCGUCGUGCGGAAAUUGCAUUGUGAUUUCUAUUCACCGAUAACUGUCGGGUAGACCAUGUACACGCCAGGAAAAACAUAGAAAGACGCCGAUUUCGUGAAAAUCAAUUAACACCGAAAAACGUACGCCGAAUCCGCCCACAAAUAAAAACGGAAAACGCGGAACCCUAUCUAUAGCGUACGUCUUUCAUUUCGCAUGCGCAAGGCAGGAGCAGCUGAGCAAAACUAAGAGCUUUCGCUGCAGUUGUGUAAUGGUGGUCUCAGUGCUUUAUUAAAGUUGAAAUGAAGA